AUGAAGAUCGAUCAUAAGAGGAGAUUCUCUGUGAAUGAGCCGAAGCAAGAGGCAGUAAAAAAGGUAAAGUCUCAGGAACCAGACUAUGCCUACCUUGAGACAGUGGUAAGAGAAAAGAUAGAUUUCGAUUCUGAGAAAAUUUGUUGUAUUACGCUAUCCCCAUUGAACGUAUACUGCUGUCUCGUAUGUGGGCACUACUAUCAGGGAAGGCACGAAAAGAGCCCCGCUUUCAUUCACUCCAUCAACGAAAACCAUCAUGUCUUCUUGAAUUUGACGAAUUUGAAGUUUUACAUUUUACCACAGAAUAUCCAAAUUUUAAACGAUAAUAAGAUCCAAUUAUUGAAUGGUAUCAAGUACGCACUUUAUCCAACCUAUUGUACCAAGGACUUACAAAGUUUUCCCAAGCAAUGCUUCGAUUUGAGCAAUCGCGCAUAUUUGAACGGGUUUAUAGGAUUUACCAAUUCGGCGGCAUAUGAUUAUGCACACACUGUUUUGCUUUUAAUAUCACACAUAGCUCCAUUACGUGAUUGUUUCCUAUUGAAUCAUUUUGAUAAUGAAGGUGAAUUUAUCAAAAGGUUAUCCAUAUGUAUCAAGAAAAUUUGGUCACCUAAACUUUUUAAACACCAUCUCUCCGUUAAUGAUUUCGUAACCUAUCUGAAAGUCAAGGAAGGGCUGGAUUUGAGGUUCAUAGAUCCGCGAUUUUUCCUUUUAUGGUUAUUAAAUAAAAUAUGCUCGUCCUCGAAGCAAUUAAAAUCUAUUUUAAACCAAUCUUGUAAAGGUAAAGUGAAAAUCACGAAAAUUGAAAAUGAAACUGAGGAAAAUGGACCUAUUAUAAGCAAAGUCAAUGUCAAACCCUUUUGGGUUUUGACUUUAGAUUUGCCAGAGUUUUCGCCGUUCAAGGAUGGUAAUACAGUUGAAAAUCUCCCACAAGUAAAUAUUAUCCAACUAUUAACUAAAUUCUCUAAUAGACAAACAUAUUACGCCGACACUCUUUUUGAACUAACACGCCUACCCCAAUUUUUAAUAUUCCACUUUAAUAGAUUUGACCGUAGUAGUGAACAUCCUGUCAAAAAUAGGAACCAAACAAUAGUGGAAUUUUCCAGUGAACUUGAGCUUUUGCAUGCCAAGUACCGUUUAAAGACAAACGUAGUCCAUGUGGUCAUCAAAGCAUCAUCUACAGAUGGGAACGCCUUUAAUGGUGAUGAAAGGAGUCACUGGAUUACUCAGCUUUAUGAUGACAAAAAUGAAAAAUGGAUUGAAGUAGAUGGUCUGAAUACAACAGAAAGAGAAGCUGAACUCCUGUUUCUAAACGAAACGUUUAUACAGGUAUGGGAAAAGCAAGAGUAA
Messenger RNA from Saccharomyces kudriavzevii IFO 1802, 1347 nucleotides. It is a transcript of the gene SAD1, whose product is annotated as mRNA splicing protein SAD1. Gene Ontology annotation, biological process: protein deubiquitination. The record is from RefSeq and is a predicted model, not a curated record. The transcript has a single exon. The coding region runs from base 1 to 1347 and encodes 448 amino acids. NCBI's taxonomy places the organism in Eukaryota, Fungi, Ascomycota, Saccharomycetes, Saccharomycetales, Saccharomycetaceae. Gene Ontology annotation, molecular function: zinc ion binding; cysteine-type deubiquitinase activity.